Molecule: messenger RNA, 2574 nt
Organism: Ananas comosus (pineapple)
Lineage: Eukaryota; Viridiplantae; Streptophyta; Magnoliopsida; Poales; Bromeliaceae
Product: probable galacturonosyltransferase-like 3
Exons: 2
Coding region: 248-1288 (346 amino acids)
Cellular component (GO): Golgi apparatus
Molecular function (GO): glycosyltransferase activity
Source: RefSeq, a predicted model, not a curated record
UCUUUCCAGCCUGUCCAUCUCCCCACACCGUCUCUCUCAUUAAUUAUCUUCAUCAUCAUUUCGAUCCAAACCUCUUUUUUUCACCAUAAAAUUUAAUAAAUCAUUUAUUAUUAUUAUUCAAUAUUUUAAUCCCCAUCUUACCCCUCUCUUUCUACGUCUCUUUCCCUCUUUGAACCCUUCCACCUUUCUCUCUCUCUCUCUCUCUCUCUCUCUGUGCUUCGCUUCCACUCCCCUAACCCAAACGGAAAUGUCGAUGCCGCGCACCUCCGUCCUCCUCUGCUUCUUCGCGAUCGUCUUCUCCGGCGACGCAGCUGCGGCGGCGGCGUACGAGCUGCCGGAGUUCCGGGAGGCGCCGGCGUUCCGGAACGGGCGGGGGUGCGCCCCGAACGCGACGAUCCACAUCGCGAUGACCCUGGACGCGACGUACCUCCGCGGGUCCCUGGCGGGGGUGCUCUCGGUGCUGCGCCACGCCUCGUGCCCGGAGUCCGUGGCCUUCCACUUCGCCGCGGCGGCGGCGUCCCCGCGGCGCCUGGGCGCGCUCCGCGGCGCCGUGGUCUCGGCGUUCCCGUCGCUCCGCUUCUCCGUCCACCGCUUCGACGCGGCGCUGGUCCGCGGGAAGAUCUCCUCGUCCGUGCGCCGCGCCCUCGACCAGCCGCUCAACUACGCGCGCAUCUACCUCGCGGACCUGCUCCCCCGCGCCGUGCGCCGCGUGAUCUACCUCGACUCGGACCUCGUCGUGGUGGACGACGUCGCCCGGCUCUGGUCCAUCGACCUCGGCGGCCGCGUCCUGGGCGCCCCCGAGUACUGCCACGCCAACCUCUCCGCCUACUUCACCGCCGCCUUCUGGUCCCACCCCUCCUACCCGGCCGUCUUCGCCGCCCGCUCCCGCCGGCCCUGCUACUUCAACACGGGCGUCAUGGUCAUCGACCUCGACCGCUGGCGCGCGGGGGCCUGCACGCGGCGGCUGGAGGGCUGGAUGGAGGUGCAGAAGCGGGAGGCCAGGAUCUACGAGCUGGGCUCGCUGCCGCCCUUCCUGCUGGUGUUCGCCGGGGAGGUGCGGGGGGUGGAGCACAGGUGGAACCAGCACGGCCUGGGCGGGGACAACCGGGAGGGCCUCUGCCGGGACCUGCAUCCGGGCCCCGUCAGCCUGCUGCACUGGAGCGGCAAGGGCAAGCCCUGGCUCCGCCUCGACGCCGGCCGCCCCUGCCCGCUCGACGCCCUCUGGUCCCCCUACGACCUCCUCCGCCGCCGCACCGGCCGCGACCACCACCCACUCGCCGACGACUGACUGACCGACGUGGCAGCAGCCUGAACGCCCUGAACGCUGUUAUCUAUUAAAUAUUCUUCUUCGCCUGAUCGAUGGUGGGAUCGGCCGAUCACUGAGGUGGCGGAGUCAUGAUGACGUGGCGUUAUUGUUGGAGAAAAUUCAAAAUUUUAUUUAUUUAAUAUUUAUUUUUUUAUUAACUUUUAAUUAUCAAUUUGCGAAACGGCCGCAUCAACUACGGCCGCUUCGCGCGAGGGGGGGAUCGUGCGCAGAUCCGUUCCACUAAUUAAGACCUUAAUUAGUGCUUUGGAACGUUGUGGGCUCCAACGUUCCAUACUUUAACCCUUUAUAUUUUGUUACCUCGUCCAUAGUAUUGGACAGGACAUAUAUAUACAUAUGAGGUGAACACUUUGAAAAUAUAGAUCACAGUGAGAAGGAAUACUAUUUGAGAAUCAUUUGUUAUUUUCUUUCAUUUUAUUAUUUUUCACCGAGUGUUGAAAGAGUCUCCGUCAACCUCUUCCGCGAUCGUGCUCGUAGGAGAAGGAGUUCCGGUCGUACCUUGGGGCGGUGUUUCCGGUUAAUCCCGCACGAAGGACGGGAAUACGCCUUAGGGCAGUGCUUCGCACGCUUCCGGAUCAAAUUAAUUUGGCAUUCUACUUCGACAAUUUUUUUUUGGAAUUUAGCGAUUACUGUUAUGUUAUUCGGGGAAAGUUGGGAAAGCGACAGCUGGCGAGCGCAAGCGACUAAGGGAGUAGCACGGAUCGGCGUCCCGUUCAGAUUUUUUUUCUCUUUAAAAGAAAAAUUAAGAAGUGGUGGAUCGACGCGUGGAGAUGUACAGCUGUAGAGAAGAUGAGCGAGAUGUGGGACGAGGAAUUUUUGACUGCUUCAUUCGAGAUUGUUGAAAGAUUGCAUUACAUAUGGUGAAAAAAUAUGAUGAAAAAAAUAUAUUGUUUAUUUUGGUAUGUAGUAUUGUGUUCUGCACAAUGAGUUAGUAACGAUAUAUUUUCUACGGUUCCAUCAGAUAAUAUAGAAAUAUAUUUCUAUAUGCUUCUAUCUUAAUUUUAUUUUAUCUAAUAAUGUCAUAUAAGUCUCAAUAUCAAACUAAAUUUAAAAUUUUUUGAUCUGCUUCCUUAAAUAAAGACAGAGAGAGGGGGGGUGGGGGGUGUUUCAGAGGGAGCGAGUGAGAAAUGUGGGUGGGAUGAGUUGUAAUUUGUUCCUACAGCAGCUGGUUGUUGAAUGUUGAUACACUCGGCUUCAUCCAAGCACGGAAUUUUGACGCAUCCUGCAGCUGAAUGCCUUGGUUCUAUAAA